Plasmopara halstedii is the source of this 1083-nucleotide messenger RNA. Its product is annotated as endo--beta. NCBI's taxonomy places the organism in Eukaryota, Oomycota, Peronosporomycetes, Peronosporales, Peronosporaceae. Gene Ontology annotation, molecular function: hydrolase activity, hydrolyzing O-glycosyl compounds. Gene Ontology annotation, biological process: carbohydrate metabolic process. The record is from RefSeq and is a predicted model, not a curated record. The transcript is spliced from 3 exons. The coding region runs from base 1 to 1083 and encodes 360 amino acids.
AUGGUAAAUGUUCUCAUUGUCUUGUUGCUAAAUGCGAGCUGGUUGGUUGUCGCCUUCGGUGAUCCUCGAGUCAUGAUCGAGUCAACGUAUACGGACACGAAAGGACUAAAUGAUCUCGCAAAGACCGCAUGGCAGAAUAAAGGAGGAAAGUAUAUGGGUACGGCUACCGAUGUCAAGCAGUUAGCAGAUCCUUACUACAAAGCGCAGCUCAAAGACACCAGUGAUUUUGGAAUGAUCACUCCAAUAAACGCUAUGACGUGGUUGGUCACGGAGCAAAAGCAAGGCACAUUUUCAUUUAAAGAUGCCGAUCAAAUCGUUGCUUUUGCCAACAAGACAGGAGCUCGAGUUCACUGUCACGCACUAGUUUCGCACAAACAAGUUCCUCAAUGGGUUCAAGUUCUUGAGAAGGCCGAGCUACUAAAGGCUAUGGUGAAUCACAUCACAAAUGUCAUGACCCACUUUGGAAACUCCUGUAUCGCUUGGGAUGUUGUGAGUGAGGUUUUUGAAGAAAAUGGCUCAUACCGUCAAUCCUUUUGGUACAAAAAGACUGGCAAGGAGUACAUUUCGACUGCAUUCACGACUGCAAAUAAAGUCAAGAGUGAUCUCAAACUCAAAACUAGACUGUACUACGACGAUUUCAACAUCAAUGUCGUAAACAACAAAUCGGAUGCUGUCUUGGCAAUGGCAACAGAUUUAAGAAGCCACAAGAUUUGGGUCGAAGGGAUUGGAUUUCAAUCUCACUACAGCAACAACGCCACAGUCGCCGGAGCAAAGAUUUAUGAAAAUCUCAGCCGGUUUACUAUAAAAAACAUGGACGUCGCAAUUACGCAACUUGACGUGAAGACGAGCACAGCGAAUCCUACCGUAAAAGAGCAGCAACAGCAAGUUAAUAUCAUCACUAAUGUCGUAUCAGCGUGCAAGAAAGCCAUGAGAUGCGUUGGCGUGACGGUUUCGGACUUUGUGGAUACCUAUUCGUGGAUCAAUUCUUCGGCUCCAGUACUUUUUUAUCAACCAGAAGGACCUGGUACGUCGCUUGUGCGGAAAGCUACGUAUGAUGCUGUUACCAUGGGGUGGAUUCUCUAA